Messenger RNA from Caenorhabditis remanei, 1008 nucleotides. RefSeq lists its product as uncharacterized. The transcript has 3 exons. NCBI's taxonomy places the organism in Eukaryota, Metazoa, Nematoda, Chromadorea, Rhabditida, Rhabditidae. The record is from RefSeq and is a predicted model, not a curated record. Bases 1 to 1008 code for a protein of 335 amino acids.
AUGACUUCUCCACUUCUCCUUCUCCCUGGCGUAACUAUGGACCACAUUCUGUAUUUCUGCGAUUAUUUAGAAAUCGCACGUCUUCGAAAUGUCUGUCAUUCACUACGAAACCAUAUCGAUUUGUUCAAACCUGACGCCCAUGUGAAAGAAGUGCGUCUAGGAAAUUGGGAGAACGCUGAAAUUUGUUUCGAGUCAGAGAACGAAUCAAAAAACAAUUCAAGAAUAUGGAUUGGUUACAAGGAAACAGAUGACGGGUGUACUGUAGCAUGCAAAACCCAUAUGGGUAGCACUCCUUUGAAAACUAUUUCUGGAUUGGAUCCCAUGGAUGCUCUUAUGCAAGACUUCAAGAUUUACUUGAGACAUCUGAAGACUCCACUGACAAAACUCAAAUUGGAUGAAGUUUGUUGUGACCCACUCCUUCAAAUUAUGAGAUCUCAGACCUUCAAAUUGAAGACCAACAAACUUCAGCUCAGCGAGUUAUCCACUGCUCAAAUCCUCGCAAUGCUACCGUUUUUCGAUGCCAAAUGCCUGAAAAACUUGAAAAUCUUCACCGACGUGAAUGACGUGACCGGAGAGCCAUUGGGUGUAUUCCACGAACUGUUUGAAACGGAGUACUGGAGAAACGCUGAGAAAAUUCGACUGUCCAAUUUCUAUAUCUCGGAUGUCCGCCAAAUCUUCCAUUUGAAAAAAUUUGAAGGCUGCAUGUCGACCGCAGCAAUUGAUGACUUGGUGCUCUUGAAAAAUACCUUCAUCCGCUUGACAGGCUUCGAAUGGAUUCACAUAAAUUUCGACGUUGAUUUCGACGUCUCGUCCAUCAAUGAAGCUUUUGGAGCGCCGUCUUUCGAUAUAGAAUUCACAAAUUCAUGGUUCUUCCGAAUUCAUAAUGACACUAAUAGUGUUCUCUGGGUGGAGCUUACCGAUAAUAAAGUUCUUGUAAUAGAACGUGUUGAUCGUAGCGAUAUUCCGCCAGGUGCAGUGGUUAUCAAUUAUAAAGCAUCUGGCUACUAA